Dreissena polymorpha is the source of this 3504-nucleotide messenger RNA. RefSeq lists its product as uncharacterized. The transcript is spliced from 9 exons. The coding region runs from base 1356 to 2585 and encodes 409 amino acids. Lineage: Eukaryota; Metazoa; Mollusca; Bivalvia; Myida; Dreissenidae. The record is from RefSeq and is a predicted model, not a curated record.
GUUAGAGUUACAUUUAAAACACUUUGACAUAGCUCAGAGAUGUGCUCAAUAAACUACACAUGCAUUUAUAAUGUAGACAGUAUGAAGAUAUAAUCUUUAUGUGCCGAUAAAACGAACGUAUCAGAUAUCUAAUGCAUGAUAUAAUAAGAGCGCGUACUUUAGUGGGACAGCUCAAGUGUACGUUCGUUUUAUAUCGCAACAACUGAGUGCAAAAUGUAUGAAUGAUGACUGUGCUGGAAAUAAAUAUUUAAAGGUUUCAUUUGAGUUCCCAAGAUGUCGCGCUAUGCGGCCCAGAUGUUCAAGUGGGACGAACGGAAGGGCCUGAACAUGAAGGAGUAUUUCCGCCUUUACAAGGACAGGUUCCCAAUGCUAGGGGUCAUACUCGAGGGAUGGUACGGCGACACGCGCUUUGAUUGCUAUGACAACUUGCAGGUAGUUCGGAUCCAUUGCUACUCUUCACAGCCACGGGUGGUGAUCCGCGACUCAAACUCUCCGGACUUCCGGUUCCUCACACUUCCUGUAGACAGUCAGGUCAAGUUCCAGUUGGUCAUGGGUCCGAACAAGUGUAAGUUAAGAAAAUGUGUCACAAAAUAAGAUUUUAUAUCAUAUUAUUAAUAAGUUAAGAAUAUAAGCAAUAACUGAAAAAGUAGCACGUGUGUCCAGACAGAUAAUGCUAAUAUCUUCAAAUAAGGAGGACGAUAACUUCUCACUUCUCUCUGACAUCAAUAUCUACAAAAUAUUAUGUAAAAAAGCAAUUCAAUAUUUGUUAUCGCACUGACUAUAAAUAGGUUGAUAAGCAAAAUACUAAUAAAUGAGUAGUUUCCAACAUGUGCAAGAUCAUAUCUAUUCAAACUAAUAAAAACAUUACACUACAAAUUAUACUACUUACUUUAUGAUGUGCCUAUGUCAAUAUUUAAUUAUAUAUAUAUGUUGUAUGCAAUUCUUUCUUAAAUGACUUUCGUUCUAAUUGUCGCUUUAAAUCGAAUCGAUAUUUUAAGUCAAGUCAGUUACCGUAACGAACUAUAAAUGCCAGUAUUUCCUACUUCAGAUAGCUAUCAUCGUUAAACUGCUUAAUAAUUCUUCGAAAGGUUAUGUUAAAUAUAAACAUUUUACAGCGCUUAUCUAAACACAUACCAGACACCAUAUUACUUCUCCAAACUAACUGUAUAAAAGCGCAUUGUGAAUGGUUUCGAUGUGUUAAAUUACUUAUCUUUAAAGAUUUGACCUCAAUAUGUAUGGUAUUCGAUUCCGCCUCGAAGACUCGUUGAAUUACGAACAGUGUCAAAUACAGUAAGACUGCAUAUUUUUUUCCUGACGAUGUUCUCCAUACAAACUUGACGUUGCUAUUGUUCUCGAUGCCAAAUGGAAAUAUUAAAACCAUCGACUUCCUCCUCGAUAACCACGAGUUGCCUUUCCUGGUGAAGCUGGCGUGUCACGAAGACCAUCAGUUCAAUAUCGGAACCACCCGAUGUAAGGCGAGCUCGUUCGGAAACCUUCUCAUUACGGAGAAGUACCUUGAACACUAUUACAUGGUGAACUGCAUUGAUGGAGCAGACCCAAAGAUGAACCCCAUAGUGAACCUCAUUUAUCUGACAGAGAACCUGUCGAUGGCCCCUGUCACAGGCCUUAAGAACCGUCCUGAUGCGGACUUUGACGCGUAUAUGGGAAAACUAGACCAAGAGGCGGAAGGAAUCGUAUAUGACAGAAAAAUGGGAAAUUCAGAUUUCGCUGAGUACGAUACUCGCAAGAUUGACCCUAUGACGGGCGACGGAGGCAUACCUACUAUUGACCCUCCGGAAAUUCCCGGUCAGAUUUUGGAAGAGGAUGGUGACUAUAAUGAGAUUCCCCCCGAGCUGCCGACCAGAUCUAAGCCCCUGUCAGAACCACAAUCGUUGACAACACAAGAUCCGGCACAUAAAGACCCGAAACAGAAAGAUCCGACACAGAAAGAUCCGACAAAUAAAGAUCCGACAAAUAAAUUUCCCAAACAUAAAGAUCCAAAACAUAAAGAUUCAAAACAUAAAGAUCCGAAACAUAAAGAUCCGAAACAUAAAGAUAAACCGGCAAAGGCGGAGAAGAAACCCGCGCCUGUGUGCGCUAAGAAACCAAAGCCUUCUCCGACAGUACAGUCACCUAUUGCCGUGGCGGUGAAUGUAAGCGAAGAAAAGAACCCGGACCUUCCGGCUCGCAGACCUCUACCGCCGCCGACCAACACUUCCCAAUGCAAACAAGUGUAUGCUCUUAUAUACACUACAAUUGUGUCUUUAGGGGCGGUACCGUAUGUCAACACGUCCGUUGGCCGCGCAACAGUUCGUCCCUUCCCGAAAAAUAGCAUGGAGCCGGCAGUACAUGACGUCACUGAAGACGCUGGUUCUUACGAACUAGUGGGAACGGAAGAUGCAGUGUACUCAGAGGCUUAUGGUGACGUCAUACCUGUCUCGAAGGAAAGUGAAAACACAAGUCAUAUUUCGUAUGGGAAUUAUGUGAAACUCGGUAUGCCAGCGGUGACGCCUUCGUCUUACCUGAUGACGCAGAUAUUGAAUACAGAUCAAGACACUACGUCAACCAACAUGGAAAACAUUUAAACUUUGACAAUGAGUGAAAUAGGCGACAUUUUAAGGCUUUUGAAACUCGCCGAAUACGUAAAAACAUUUCAAGAUAACCAAGUGGACGGUGCCAUUUUGACGAGUCUCGAACGUGAUGAUUUGGUGAACGAGUUGGGGAUGAAGAAACUGCAGGCGACGAGACUAUUUAUGUACAAUUCUGAGGGCCACAUCCCCAAGUGAUUUCAUUCUGUGCGUGAUUCACAUUACGCGGAAUGCAAAUAUAUGAAACUUACUCAAUACCCAGUUUAUAAUUAAAAUCGUUUGGACUACAGCCAUUAUUAAAAUGAAAGUGAAGACUAUGUGCACAGAGCAUAGAAAACAUUAAUCAUUCUGUUACGAAAUUGUCAUAUGCAUGUUUUUUUAAAUGGCGUUCAAUAUGCAAGGCACGAGAAAACUUCGUGUUCUUAAUUUGAGUUAAUCAUGAAGCAUCCGUUCCAUUAUAAGAGAGUUUACAUUUAAUACAGUUAAAUGCAUCGGAAGUUUUAUCGUGCAUCCUCGAUACGACAACAUACUAAAAUUGCGCUGAUACAUGGUUUGAGUUGUUAACAAGCUUUAAUUGGACUGAUGUUGGCCGCUUCGUUAUUGUAUCAUGCAGUGUUUGUGCUAUGUUGUAAUAUGCCGUCCUUGCUAUUUGAUUCACCACUUAUCCUAAGUAUUUGAAAAAAUUUGCGUCUUAAACAUUAUAAUAAACCAGUUUUAUUGUAUGUCCAUGUAGACGUCUAUCAUUAACAUGGUGUGUGGUGCUGAUUGUGACAAAUUAUUGUUAUCAAACGUGUUCCAGAAUGUUUGCAGAACAUGAACUUCAUAUAUUGUUAUUACACCAUGCAACUAAAAUCUUUCGUUAUCGCUUCACAAUUCGCUGGUUAUGUGUUAAAAAUAAAUAUGCAAUUGUAUUGAA